GCCCACGGCCCGUAACACCCGCAGCCCUAGCAAGGCUGGAUUCCAAUCACGCGUGAUUUCAGCAUCUCACUGGCUCUCUUUGAGCCUCGGUACUUCUGUCCGUAAAAUGGGGGCGAGGGAUCCGACCGUCAGCCCCUGCUUGCUUGUGCGGAGUCAUGAGUACAGCUCGUGGAUCAUGAUAAGUGGCAGGUCCGGGAAGUGGAGGCCGAGUUCACGCAGUCAGCACUCAUAGCUCCCAGCUCCCGGCUCCGGAGCGGUUUCCAUGACAACCCGGCCAGCCACCAUCCCUAGGCCGAGCGGCUUGCGUCACGUCCGGCCUGUUUACUUCCGGGUCCCAGUCUCAGACGCAGCGAUGGCUCGUUAGGCUCCAAAGUGCGGUUCCGCCGGUUUCGUCCUCGCUCUUCGGCCUUCCGCUUUGUCCUCCGCCUCUGGGUUGUAGUCUCCGUCGGCCGCGGGCAUCGACCGCUUCCCGGAGCCAGCGCGCAGCCGUGGUCCACCCUCUCUUCGGGCCCGCCUCCUGGUGACAUCAUUUCCGGGCCGAGUGUUUCCGGGUCGCUGCUGGCCCCCGGGUACUGGUCUCAGUACCCCUGCAGCCGGCCGGAGAGGCUAGAGCCCGACGGGGCCCGGCUCCGGCGGCAGCCGCGCCUCUCGCUUGCUUCCCUCGGCCGGGCCGUCCUCGGCGGCAGUGUCAGGAGCACUCUGCUGGUCCAGGCAGCAACAUGUCCAUGCUUUUAGUGAUGUCCCUGCCUCUAAUCCAGAAGCCAUGGAGGAGAUAAGGUAGCCCCCCUCGAUCGGAUGGGGAAGCCCAGUUCAAUGGAUACUAAAUUCAAGGAUGACUUAUUUCGGAAGUACGUGCAGUUCCAUGAGAGCAAAGUGGAUACCACCACCAGCAGGCAGCGGCCUGGCAGCGAUGAGUGCCUGCGGGUGGCAGCCUCGACCCUGCUCAGCCUGCACAAGGUGGAUCCCUUUUAUCGAUUCCGGCUGAUCCAGUUCUACGAGGUGGUGGAGAGCUCCUUGCGCUCGCUCAGCUCCUCCAGCCUGCGGGCUCUGCACAGCGCCUUCAGCAUGCUGGAGACGGUGGGCAUCAACCUCUUCCUCUACCCGUGGAAGAAGGAAUUCAGAAGCAUCAAGACCUACACGGGCCCUUUUGUUUAUUAUGUCAAGUCGACAUUACUGGAAGAGGACAUCCGAGCCAUCCUGAGCUGCAUGGGCUACACACCUGAGCUGGGCACUGCAUACAAGCUCAGAGAGCUCGUGGAGACCCUCCAGGUGAAGAUGGUCUCCUUUGAGCUCUUUCUGGCCAAAGUCGAGUGUGAGCAGAUGCUAGAAAUCCACUCACAAGUGAAGGACAAGGGCUACUCCGAGCUGGACAUUGUGAGCGAGCGCAAGAGCAGUGCAGAGGAUGUGCGCGGCUGCUCGGACGCCCUGCGGCGGCGGGCGGAGGGCCGGGAGCACCUGACGGCCUCCAUGUCACGAGUGGCACUCCAGAAGUCGGCCAGCGAGCGGGCGGCCAAGGACUACUACAAGCCCCGCGUGACCAAGCCCUCGAGGUCAGUGGAUGCCUAUGACAGCUACUGGGAGAGCCGGAAGCCACCCCUGAAGGCCUCAUUGAGUCUUCGGAAGGAGCCUGUGGCAACGGAUGUGGGGGACGACCUCAAGGAUGAGAUCAUCCGCCCAUCCCCUUCGCUGCUGACCAUGGCCAGCUCCCCCCACGGCAGCCCGGAUGUGCUUCCACCCGCCUCCCCCAGCAACGGCCCGGCCCUGCUGCGCGGUACCUACUUCUCCACUCAGGAUGACGUGGAUCUGUACACAGACUCUGAACCCAGGGCCACCUACCGUCGGCAGGAUGCUCUGCGGCCGGAUGUGUGGCUGCUCAGAAACGAUGCCCACUCCCUCUACCACAAGCGCUCGCCCCCUGCCAAAGAGUCCGCCCUCUCCAAGUGCCAAAGCUGCGGGCUGUCCUGCAGCUCCUCCCUCUGCCAGCGCUGUGACAGCCUGCUCACCUGUCCUCCAGCUUCCAAGCCCAGCGCCUUCCCCAGCAAGGCCUCCACUCAUGACAGCCUGGCCCACGGGGCAUCUCUGCGGGAGAAGUACCCAGGCCAGACUCAGGGCCUCGACCGCCUCCCGCACCUUCACUCCAAAUCCAAGCCCUCCACCACGCCCACUUCCCGCUGUGGCUUCUGCAACCGCCCAGGCGCCACCAACACCUGCACCCAGUGUUCAAAAGUCUCAUGUGACGCCUGCCUCAGCGCUUACCAUUAUGACCCCUGCUACAAAAAGAGUGAGCUGCACAAGUUCAUGCCCAACAACCAGCUGAACUACAAGUCCACCCAGCUCUCCCAUCUCGUGUACAGAUAGACCGGCCUCGCCCCUUCCAGCUCCAAGGGCUACAUCAACCGACCUUUCGGGUUUCACGGUGAAGAAGUACUAACGCAUUGAUCUCAGAGGCGGAGGCCUGCACUUGACCAUGUAGGUGGCAGAGAUCGUGGGCUGGCUGUGUCCACGUGGGAGUUCACUUAGCGACUCAGAUGUCUCAACCAAUGGCUGCUUUGUUGUCUGACAAGGGAGAAGGUGGCACUUCCGUUCAGAUUCAUUUUGCUAAUCUCUCCACUCCCUGUUCAGUUGGUUCUUUUUUUGGGGUUUUGUUUUGUUGUUUUGUUUUUUCCUUUAAAGAGGAUUUCUGUCUCUGGGACCCUCGCCACACCUACCCCUCCCAUUGCAAAGCCAACUUGGACUGGGAAGGGCCCUUCAGGUCACCAAACAUCCACCUGGAGCGGCGAGCUAGAGGCCUGUUGGCUUGUGAAAUGAGCCCUCCUGCCACACGGGGCCUCUCCCAAAGGCUCAUCCCUUGGCCGCCCCCUUCCUAAACACAAGGAUCCCCAGCUGGACUCCCCACCCCCUGGCUUCCCCACCUCUCCAGGUGUCAAAGGUGAACCGAGUCCAGUAUUAGCUGAAUGUCAUUUCGUACACCACAGCUCAGUCAGCCCAUGGCCUUCGUGAACUUUGCUCCAACACACUGAUGUGUGGGCUUCCCACAGCAGGACUGACUUCCCCCUUUCUGUUGUUUGCACAUGCCCCUCUUACUGUACUGUCAAUAGAUAUUUUUGAGAUUUAUUUUUAAAUAAAUAUUCAACUUGC
Messenger RNA from Pan troglodytes (chimpanzee), 3138 nucleotides. RefSeq names its product spermatogenesis associated 2 (gene SPATA2). Gene Ontology annotation, cellular component: cytoplasm. Bases 796 to 2358 code for a protein of 520 amino acids. The transcript has 3 exons. Gene Ontology annotation, biological process: protein K63-linked deubiquitination; regulation of tumor necrosis factor-mediated signaling pathway; regulation of necroptotic process. Lineage: Eukaryota; Metazoa; Chordata; Mammalia; Primates; Hominidae. The record is from RefSeq and is a predicted model, not a curated record.